Molecule: messenger RNA, 1620 nt
Organism: Cylindrotheca closterium
Lineage: Eukaryota; Bacillariophyta; Bacillariophyceae; Bacillariales; Bacillariaceae
Source: the annotation of a GenBank genome assembly
AUGCCAAAAACCCAUCAUUAUACUGUCAUUGUUGCUGUUUUGCUGUUAGCGCUUGGGAGCUUGCAAAAGUCGUCGAGGCUGAGCGAUGGAAUAGCAAACAUUUACGGAUACACGGAGGUUGUCCCUGAAACAACAAAUCAAUAUGAAGCAAUUCCAACCAAACUGGAUUCGGAUGGGGAGGUUGUACCUCAAUCGAGUCAAUCGGAAGCAGAUGGAACUUACCUGGAUUCUGAUAUGGAGGAUGCUCGAGAAACGAGUCAAUCUGCAGCAAUACCAGAUUCCGAUGAACAUUCUGAUGAAGAUGAGGUUGCAUCUCCAGCAAAUCACUCUGAAGCAAAUGUAACAGAAUUGGAUUCCGAUGAGGAUUCCGAUGAAGAUUCUGAUGAAGAUUCCGAUGAAGGUUCCGACGAAGAGGUUGCAUCUGAAACAAGUCAGUCUGAAGUAAAUGCAACAGAACUGGAUUCUGACAUGGAGGUUGCUGGUGAAAAGAUGAGUCAAUCUUCCGAAGGUUCUUUUGCAUACGUAUACUUGCUUGGAGGUGUCGAUCCAGAUAAACCAAAGACUUACCUCGGAUUUUUGUACAAUGUAUUUGCAUCAACAUUCAUUCUACGAGACGAUGGAUCAAAAGCAGAUGUUGUAGUCUAUUUGCAAUGGAAGGACCCAGACAAGAACAACACCCUGCGUGAAUCCGAAAACCGUGUUCUGAAAGAGAUGAAUAUUACGCUUAAGAUUCGUUCGUUGUCCAAAACGAAUGAUCACUUCUUUGAAAGACUGAUGAUGGAAAAGUUCAAUCUAUGGAACAUGACGGAGUAUGAGAGAAUUAUGUAUCUUGAUGCCGACGUGAUGCCACUAUGCAAUUUGGAUUACAUUUUUCAUAGUAGCAAGGGCCCAAAUGCCUUCAUCAAGCCAAACAUGAUCUUCCCUGGAAUCAGAGUUCCAGCAAAUGGUGGGGCCUUCCUGCUGGAACCCUCCACAAAAGACUAUGAACGACUGCAAUUCCUCAUCGACCAACGAUUCAACCAGUCCUGGGAUAAGAUUCGGGGCUGGGGCAGAGCAAUUGAACCCAACGAGACAUGGUUCAAUUUUGAUGGAACUACGAAAGGAAACAAUUGGGACUUUUACGCUGCGCAUGUUGAUCAAGGGUUGCUUUGGCAUUGGAUGCGAUAUGAGAUAGGUAACUUUACUGCUCCCUAUCCGUAUCCUGAUGGCAAGGAUUUUAAGAAUGGAUUCAAUCGGUCCCACGCUGUGAUCCAAAAUUGGUCAGGAGGAAAACUUGAAUCGACAAAAUCCUUUAAUUUCAGCCAAUACUCGUGCCUACCCCGGCAUUGGGAGAAAAAGAAUUUGCGGUUCGUCCAGCGUCCAUGGUUCAAAACAUCGCUGUACUGGUAUCCGUUCCAUUCGGAUAUCAUACAUUUCAUGGAGAAAACAAAACCAUGGUUGAUUGAACCUCCACCAUUGGAAAAACUCUUUGAUAGAUCCAAAGCUCGUGAUGGCACACGCUAUUGGUUCUAUGCCCUCAAGGAAGUUGAUCGGCUAUACAAUCUUGGCGUCGAUUGGUCAAGUUUUGGAAAGGGCAUGAAGGUGGCGCAUACCAAACCAAGAACAAAAAACGUGACAUGA